Messenger RNA from Pleuronectes platessa (European plaice), 1428 nucleotides. RefSeq names its product noggin 3 (gene nog3). The transcript has a single exon. Gene Ontology annotation, biological process: negative regulation of cell differentiation; negative regulation of BMP signaling pathway; osteoblast differentiation. Bases 173 to 841 code for a protein of 222 amino acids. NCBI's taxonomy places the organism in Eukaryota, Metazoa, Chordata, Actinopteri, Pleuronectiformes, Pleuronectidae. The record is from RefSeq and is a predicted model, not a curated record.
GCCUGCUGGAUUCCUGAGUCAAACUGUGGACUGUGCGCACUGAGUCUGAGUCUUUGGAUGAACUCUGCGCACUGAGUCUGAGUCUUUGGAUGAACUCCGCGCACUGAGUCUGAGUCUUUGGAUGAACUCCGCGCACUGAGCUGUGGAGCCGCUGUGGACGCGCACGGAGGACAUGGAUAACUGUUAUUUCUUUGCUGUGUUUCUGCUCGUUCUCUCUCUGGGCUUCAGGAUCGAGGAGGGCAUGUGCCAACACUAUUAUCUCCUCCGGCCCAUCCCCAGUGACACUCUGCCCGUGGUGGAGCUGAAGGAGGACCCGGACCCGGUGCUGGACCCUAAGGAGAAGGACCUGAAUGAGACGGAGCUCCGCAGCGCGCUGGGCAGCCACUUCGACCCGCACUUCAUGUCCGUGUCCUCCCCGGAGGACAAGUACUCGGGGAACGAGGAUGUGAGCGACGCAGAGAUGAGACAGAAACUCUCUGGGCUGAUGCCGAAAGAGAUCCGGGCCAUGGAGUUCGAGGUGCAGCACGGGAAGAAGCAGAAGCCGAGUAAGAAGCUCCGGAGGCGGCUGCAGCUGUGGCUGUGGUCGUACGCGUUCUGCCCGGUGCUUUACGCAUGGAACGACCUGGGCAGCCGGUUCUGGCCGCGAUACGUGAAGGUGGGGAGCUGCCUCAGUAAGAGGUCCUGCUCGGUGCCGGAGGGGAUGCUCUGCAGACCCUCCAGGUCCACUCACUUCACCGUCCUGAGGUGGCGCUGUCUGCAGAGGAGAGGCGGCCUGAAGUGCGCCUGGAUCCCGGUUCAGUACCCGGUCAUCUCAGAGUGCAAGUGCGCGUGCCCGAACUGACCCUCAUCGUUUUCUUUAUAGACAAACUGAAAAACACUGAAUCUUAAUAGAAUUUUCCCUGAUGAUUGAAAAAACAUUUGAUUACAAAUCAUUAAAAAUCUGAUUUUUUUAAGAUAACUGGUUAAACCCGUUCUUUUUACAGUGCACUGUCCAGUGUGAGAAUGUAAAUGUGAUGUAAAUGUUUUUAUCUGAUGAACUUUUGUAUUAUUAUUAAUCAUAUUAUCAGAUCAACUGUAUUUGAUUGUAUCUGUUUGUAUUUAUGAAGAAUCAACGUGUUCAGUUACUUUCUGUGUUUAAAUCAGUGAUGAUGAUUCAAAACUUCAGAUGCUGUAAAAUACAAAUAAAACGCGGCUUCACUCAAAAUGUAUUUUUUCUCUUUAUAUCACCUCUUAAGAGGUGGAGGAAGUAAUCAGAUUACUUAACGAAGUAAAAAUAUUACAUGCCUGCAUUUAAAAUGUUACUCGAGUAAAAGUAAAGUACAGAGAGUAUUAAAAAGUCAUUGUUAUUUAUUAAAUAAGCUGCUUUAUAUUUUCUUCACUGAUCAGUUUAUUGAUUCAUUGAUCGACUGGUUUGUACAGAAGAGAGAA